This is a messenger RNA of Achroia grisella, 2879 nucleotides long. RefSeq names its product trichohyalin (gene sals). The record is from RefSeq and is a predicted model, not a curated record. NCBI's taxonomy places the organism in Eukaryota, Metazoa, Arthropoda, Insecta, Lepidoptera, Pyralidae. Gene Ontology annotation, molecular function: actin binding. The coding region runs from base 140 to 2794 and encodes 884 amino acids. The transcript has 13 exons.
GGCUACGCGCGCUCACAGACGCGCCAUUCCUCCAAUUAUCUAUCUGUUCGGGUUCCUCCAAAUUUUCCAAGUUUCCGACACAAAAUUAUGACCAGCUGAGUUUCCGUGUUUAUUGGUGUGGUCAAAAUAAAACACCACAAUGCCAAUCGGCAAUGUUAGUAAGGACUCUGCGUCCAAACGAGACAACUAUAGACCGCCCUGGGUAAAAGACAAGGAUACAGAGGCGCCCCCUCCGUGGACGCAGAAAAAACUCAAGCCUGUGGAUCCUAGUAAAGCAGCAGUAGAGGGGGAUGAGCAACAAACUCCAACUGUGAAAUCAAAACCUGGCUUAAAAAAACAAGCAACUGUUAAGGAAAAAAGUGAAAAUGGAGUCCCGGAACCCGUUGAGGAUAAACUAGUAAAACCUUCUGCAGCAAAACAAGCAGAUAAGGCAACAAAACCAGCUGAUGAAAAGCCACGGUUUACAAAGUCAGCUUUAAAGUCUACAGAUAAGACACCAAAGUCUGAUGAUAAAGUUGCAAACAAUAAACCGACAGAAAAAUCUGCUUUAAGAACAGUUAGGACUAUAGAUGAUAAAUCUAAAGAAAAGUCAGUCACAAUAGUGGAUAAAAAGACUCCUGAAAAAGUACGAGACAAUAAAGUUGAAGAGAAGUCCGAAAAACCUAUAAAGAAUGGUCAAACAAAAACAAACAAUACAACAACGAUAAGUGACAAAACUACAAAUGGUAGAAGUACUACAAAUUCUACUAAAGACGCUAAGCCAGUCCCUAAGGCUACUGAUACAUCUAAAGUAGAAGACAAAACUGAAAACAAAUCCAAAAUGGCAACUAAGCCCCCUACACCCCUUGAAAAGACUCCCUCUAAGCUUCCGCCCCGAAAACCAUCUCUACAAAAACAGCCAUCCAAAGAUGAGCCCGUAAAGAAAUGGAGAGAUCCAUUACACGAAAGAGUCAAAGAUAAUAUAGACAAAACUCUCGCAAAUGAAGUUCCUAAAGGACAUACACUAACAAAGAAUGAAAGCUUAAGAAGUUUACUCAAACCUACACCACCGCCAAUGCCUCCACCGAUGCCACCGAAAAUGCCACCUCCUCCCGAGUUCAAGAAAUCGCCUAUAGACCCAACGAGACUGAAAAAACUGGAACAACUCCGCAGUAGACCUAGGAAACGACCUGACUGGAGUGACAUGAUGAAGGAAGUAGAACAAGGCAGGAAGUUAAAGCACGUGGUUUGCAAUGAUCGAUCAAGUCCAAUCAUAACCAAAACAGCUGUUGUAAAGAAUAAAGAUCAAUUCAUUUUUGAAUCCGAAAAACCAAACUCACACAAUGAGCUCUUAAGAGAGAUUUCCAAAGGUAUUAGACUAAAAAAAGUAAAGUGUAAUGACAGAAGUAAGCCUAAUUUAGAAGGCUUAAGGAAGUUUAGAAGGCAAAUGACUAUAGAAGAGCAAGUUCAAAAAUCUAUGUCUCAAGCAAAUAUACAAGCAUCGCCUUCCGGAGCUUCCGUUGCUGAGGUUCCCGCAGUAACGACAGAAGAGGAAGAAAUCGAUGAAAUGGAUGACAUAGAUAAAGUUCGGGAUGAUCUUCAAUCUACAAAACAACUUUUAGCUAUUGAGCUUAGAAACAAAGAGGCUCAAGAGAGAGAAAAUAAGCGUCUUUUGACAAGAAUACAUAAUUUGGAAGCAGAAUUAGCAAGAGAACGAGCUAUAAUUAGACAGGAACAACACAAAACUGUUAUUUCUGUUACGGAUGCGUAUGAUGAAAGACUCGUCAAUAGCCUUAAGUUGGAAGUGGAAAAGACAAAAGAAAAUGCUGAUAGUUUAGAGAAACAAUAUUUGGAUGCUGCAGAAGAGAGAGAUACAGCAUUAACAGAAUUAGAAGAAGUAAAGAGAAGGAAUGCAGAGCUAGAAAAAAAACUAGAACAGGCAUUAUCAAACAAAAUAGAAGAAAUGUACAUAUCGGAAGAACCGCUCUCCUUUUAUCAAAAGAGGCAGCUUGAUUUCGAAAAGCAGUGUAGGUUACUAAACAUAGAUAUCAAUUCUCCUGAAGCUCAGGAGCUAAGGAAAGCUUCUAAUAAUAUAAAUAAUAACAUUGCUAAAACUAAUAUUGCUUAUGCUUACGGAGAAGAUGAGGGAAUUAUGCCUACGAACAUUGGCUCAAGACGGUCAAGUCACGCAAUCAAACAGCUAUCCGUUACAAAGGAUGACAGUUUUGAAGAAGAAGAAGAAUCAGAGGAAGAGGAGGAAGAGAGUGAAGAAAAGAAACAAAAACGAAUGGAAAAAGAAGUACGUAAUAUGAGAAACAAAAUCAGACAUUUGAAGGAAAAACAAGACCAUAUGAAGAGAGAAAGAAUGGGCUUUAAAAUGUCUUUGAAGAACCAACAGGCUGCACUUAAAGAUGAGAAACGAAAAUACAAAGAGUUGAAACGAGAAGUAGACAAGAUGGCGUCUAUGCUAAAGGAAGUUGGAUCUGAUGAAGAAGACGAAGAAGAAGAGGAGGAAGAAUCUGACGAGGAAAAGAAAAGCGAAACAGAAGAAGAAGAAACCGAAACUGAAACCGAACAAGAUACUGAAAGUGAAACCGAGAGCGAGAGUGAACCUGAGGAGGCUCCAUUGCCUAAAAAGAAAGAUAAUCUUACGAAGAGAGUCAAGAGACACGAGACUAGGGUGAAUGCUUUGAAGAAAGGCAACGCUCUUUUGAUGGCGAAUGUAGACCGGUUGAAGGACGACGUCCUGAAACAAAGGGAGGAGUCUGUUACGCUGCAGAAGGAGUUGGAUUCCUUAAUCGAAGAUCUUGAGUGAUACGAAAUGUGAUGAGUUCCGAAAAUACCAAAUAAAUAUUUUAUAAUUUUAUUCUAAUUCAUAAGUGAACAUAACAUAAAAUAAA